AUGGACUUCGUUUUCUUCACAGUUGACAUGGCCUCAUCUUCCCGACCCAUCCGGGUCCCUAGCCACUGUCAAGGGGUUUUCUUGCCCUUGGCUGCGAUCGUGGUUGCGAUGAUGCUGAGGGCUUGGCGUCAGCGCCGAGCACGCGCGACCCGUUCGCUUAACUCGAAAGCCCGUGGCACUCUCCUUACAGCCAUGCGCAUUUCGGGGCGUUCUGCACCAAGUGCCAAGCAGGUCACACAAGCUUUGAUGGAGCCGCUUGAGAGAGCCACAAAGAACUACGAUGGUGUGAGGUCAUUGGUUUUUGACUUGAACGUUUUCAAAGUGGGGGGCCGUGUGCAAUACUCUUGUGGAGAUGUGGGCACCAUCAUUGGCUUCGAUGAGGACGAGGACUUUCGCGUGUGCACAAGCAGCAAUCGCGAGACGGUGUGGUUUCGUGAAAGGUGUGUUAAAUAUUUGAGCAUCGGCGACCGUGUCCGAUACUCUGAUGGCGAAAUUGCCGAAGUGGAGGGCUUUGAUCCUGAAGGUGAUUUGCUCGUGCUCAAGAAAAAUGGCUCCCGUGGCCUUUGGUUUCUGCGCAAUUCCACACGUGUUCUCAGUGUAGGCGAUCGUGUGCACUAUGUGUGUGGCGCAAUGGGCACCGUGAAAGGCUUCGACGAAGAUGGAGAUGUGAUUGUGCACAAAGAGGAUGGAAAACAAUCCGUGUGGUACACUCAAAAUAGCCGUGAAGGCCUUGGCCCCCUGGGCCAAGCCUUGACGGAAGUUCCAGAAGCUUUGCCAUAG
Messenger RNA from Durusdinium trenchii, 780 nucleotides. NCBI's taxonomy places the organism in Eukaryota, Dinophyceae, Suessiales, Symbiodiniaceae. The record is from the annotation of a GenBank genome assembly.